Molecule: messenger RNA, 1068 nt
Organism: Cornus florida
Lineage: Eukaryota; Viridiplantae; Streptophyta; Magnoliopsida; Cornales; Cornaceae
Product: protein FAR1-RELATED SEQUENCE 9-like
Exons: 3
Coding region: 1-1068 (355 amino acids)
Molecular function (GO): zinc ion binding
Source: RefSeq, a predicted model, not a curated record
AUGGCCUUAAUGGAAUUUGUGCUACAUUAUGAAGAACAAUGUGAGAAGAUGCGUUUGGCAGAGACUCAUGAAGAUUUUCGUUGUAAACAUAGAAUGGUGCAACCAAAAAUAAGAGAGAGUGAAAUAUUGGAACAAGCAGCUAGUGUUUAUACAACUAGUAUUUAUUACUUAUUUGAAGAUGAGUUUCUUUCUAGUUUGAAGGUGCAUCUAGAACAACUUGGUAGUCUUAAUAAACUUCACAAUUAUCGUGCGUUUCAGGAGCGUCACAAAGAGUGCCACAUUAUAGAGUACGACUCCUCAAAUUAUAACGUCACGUGCUCUUGUAAAAUGUUUGAGUCCGCGGGAUGGUUGUGUCGGCAUGCACUUAAGGUUCUCAAUUUGUGGAAUAUCACCGAGAUACCAUCUCAAUAUAUUAUUGAUAGAUGGAAGAAAUGUGCAAAAGAUAGAAAUGUUGUUUUUGACCAAGGUGAGUUAUCCACGCAAAAAAAAACAUCACUAACUGUAGAAAGGAACUUCUUACUUCAACAGGCUUAUCGUGCUAUCAAUUACUUGGUUUUGAGUGAUGAAGGAAAAAAUGUGGCAAAAAGCCAUGUGCAAUCAAUGUGGGAUGAAACUCAAAAACUAAUGGAGGCUUGCAAUCUCUAUAAAAGAAGUGCUGAUUCUAGUUGUGAUCAUACCGCGGAAAGUUGUGUACAGUUUAAUGAUAUGUCCAUAUUGGAUCCUUUACGUGUAAGGGAAAAGGGAAUAACCAAUGCACGGUUAAAAAGCCAUAUGGAAAAGAAAAAACGUAAGAAGGCAGGAGCACCAAAAGCACAAACAAGUGUAAAGCAUUCAGUUAGCACCUUUGGUAGCUCAGACACUACAGUUGGCCAUGUUCAUAUGACGAAUGGUCGUUCAUUUGGUACACCAAUGCAUGCUAAUUUUUACAAUCCAAGUCUUUCCCAUGAGGAUGUCAUCUCAAACAACCCCGGUGAUUGUGAAAGAAGCCGACAAAUGCUAAUAUCUCAAGAGUCGUUAAAUCCUGUUGAUUCCCUAAAAGAUGAUGGUUUAAUUGGUACAACUUUGUAG